Pyrgilauda ruficollis (rufous-necked snowfinch) is the source of this 4296-nucleotide messenger RNA. It is a transcript of the gene OGFR, whose product is annotated as opioid growth factor receptor. The record is from RefSeq and is a predicted model, not a curated record. Gene Ontology annotation, molecular function: opioid growth factor receptor activity. The transcript has 9 exons. Gene Ontology annotation, cellular component: membrane. Bases 96 to 2216 code for a protein of 706 amino acids. Lineage: Eukaryota; Metazoa; Chordata; Aves; Passeriformes; Passeridae.
UCCCCCCCACACGUGCCCGGGCUUUGUGCGCGCGGGCGGGCGGUCCCACCGCCCCAUCCCAGUCCCUUUCGCUUUCCCUUUCUCCUCACCUUCCCAUGGCGGCCUGGUUCACGCCCAGGGCGGAGGAGGACGAGGCGGAGGACGAGGCGAACCUCUGGCAGUACGACUCCACCUGGGAGGGGGAGGAUGAGGAGGAGGACGGCGAGGAGGAGGAUGGCGGCGGAGGCGAGGCGGCGGAGGAGCCGGAGGAUAGCGGGGAGCAGCCGGGGCAGGGCCGGGCGUGGGGCUGGCGGCACAGCCAGCCUGGAUGGUUUUCUUUUUGCCUGAAGCAGAUAAUGUCUUUCUUUGGUACUGAGGAUCAAAGCUCAAAUUCCUCACUGCUGUCUUGGAGGGGUUUUCAGUGCAGCGGGAGGCGCAACUGGACUGCGGCGAGAGACCUGCAGAGAUACAGAAACCAUUACCCAGAUUUGAAAGAACCAGAGAAUGAGGAGGAUGAAGAGAUGUGGAACUUAAGCUUUUACAAAAAUGAGAUUGCUUUUGUGCCCCACGGUGUGAAUAUUGAAACUCUGCUCACAUCUUGGGGGGACAAGUAUGAAACGCUGGAAGAAAACCAUUCCUACAUACAGUGGCUGUUCCCUUUACGUGAACAUGGGAUGAACUGGCGUGCCAGGCCACUCACCUGUCAGGAAAUCCAGGCCUUCAGGAAGUCCAAGGAAGUCAUGGACAGGUUUUUACGUGCUUACAAGCUCAUGCUGGGAUUUUAUGGAAUCAACCUGGUCAAUGAAGAAACUGGAGAACUUGAGAGAGCAGAGAAUUGGCGUGAGCGAUUUGAAAACUUGAACAGGUUCAGCCACAACAAUUUGAGGAUUACUCGCAUCCUGAAGUGCCUGGGGGAGAUGGGAUAUGAAGACUAUCAAGUGCACUUGGUGAAGUUUUUCCUCACAGAAACUCUUGUUGAGGAGACAUUACCAAAUGUCAAGAGAAGUGCCUUGGAUUACUUCCUGUUCACUGUCAGAAGCAAAGAAAAGAGGAGGGAACUCAUCCACUAUGCUUGGCAGCACUUCAAACCUCAGAGCAGCUUUGUGUGGGGGCCUCGUGACAAACUCCAGAAGUACAGACCCCGCUCUGCCAAGCCACAGCUGCACCAAAGGCCUGAGGAUAAACAGGACACUCUGAGUCAAAAAUGUGAUCCUGUGGAGAAGGGUCAGAACCGGUCUUCAGAAGUGAAACAGAAAGCUGGAGAUGCUGCAGAGUUGCAGCCUGAAAUGAGUGAUGAACAUGUAAAGGAGAAGAUAAGCAAAUGUGUUUUGAAGGUAGGAGAUGAUGAAGAGGAGAAAGAAGCUUCGUUUGCCCAGCUGGAGGAAAAGGAUUUAAAAAGUGAAGCUGAAGAAGGGCAGGGUACUGCAGAGAAUGACUGCACAAAAGAGUGCAAGAAGAGAAAACUGAAUGCAAGUUUGGCAGAUGCUAAAGGGGAUGGAUCAUUGAAAAACUCCGCUGAUAUUGAAAACAUUUCCCAUAAUCUGGGAGAGUGUGCAAUUGCUGCAGAGAUCCCUUCCUCAGACCCAGUCUCCCAGGCAGAAGAGAAUCAGGAAGCUCUGAAGGAAGAUGAUUCAAGCACCAAAGAGCCGGCGGCGCCGGAGGCCGCGGAUGCGGCUGUGAAACGCAGGAAGGUUGAUAAAAAAACAUCGAGAGGCAAACAAGUGAACUUGGCCAUAAACCUGAGCAUGGGGCCCUCAGCCUCUGGUGCCAAGGCAAAUCCAUCUGCUGCUAAUGGUGAGGCUGGAAAAGAAAGUGUCAGUGGGGAAAAUGCAGCUGUGGAAGUGCCAAGUGAGAAGGGGGAUGGUGAUGCAGAUGGUGGGGCUGUGAGACCCCCGGCUGCUUCCAGGCCCCCCAGGACUGGCUGCACUGCUCCAAUCAAGGAUGGCUGGAAGUCCAGUGGAGAUCAAGACUCAGCAGGGAGUGAUCAGCACCACUGCAACAGCAAACUCUUGGAGGGUAAAAGUGAACUAGAUGGGGUAGGACAGCAGGAAAAGGUGGAAAAGGCAGGUGAAAAAGGGCAAGAGGAAGACACAGACAACAAACAAGCUCCAGAGAGUCGUGAGCAGAGCAUAACACCCACUUGUCCUGAAGAAAGCAGUGCUGAGGUGCCACCAGAAAAAGGUGAAGGCUGUGAGAAUGGAGCAGAGCCUGGAGAAGAGCAGGGAGCAGCAGAGUGAGAGCAGCACAGCAAGCACCUGAGCCAGCAGAGAUGGCACUGACCUGUCUGCUGGGAGCCAGCUUUGGUGGCUUGGAGAACUGAAUAAACUUCCUUUGGGAUGAUGCAGCUGGCCCCUGUCUCACUUUCACUCUUCCAUGAUUUUUUAAUCAUCUCUAGUAAAUUCACUGAGAUCCAGCUCUUGAUUACCCUAAAGAGGAAAACUUUAUUUAGUCAUCUUCAUGGACAGGCUGUGUCCCGUUUCUGGGUUUUAUCUGAUGUUCAGGGCUAUCUUGGAGCAACGGGGAUUUUUGCACUUUGCUUUGAUUAUGGUUAUGUCCCUACUGAAAGAGAAGAGGAAAACUGAUCUGUCUCCUUGUUUGAAUUACCUAAGUAUUUAUUAAAGACACGAUUUUUAAUGUAAGACAGCAUGACCUAAUCUGCCAGGCCUUUCUACUGCUAUGUAACUUCUGUUUGUUAUUGUGAAAGGCUGUACCUUCCCAGGAGUUUUUUCCUGGCAAAAGUGCUGUUUCUCUAAAAGAGACAAGUAUAUGGAUUUCACAUGAUGUCAGUGUAGUUGCCUCUCCUCCUAUAAGGAAAGUAGGUUUGGCUUUAAACUGGGAUAAAUCUGUAGCCAAAAUGUGUCUCUGACCAGUAUGAACCUUUGGGUAGAGAUUCUGUUCUCUGAGGUGCAAAGUGCUGGGUAAUUAUUUCUCUUUAUCCCCGCAGAGGUUGCUUUGUAGUUCUUCUUAGAGUUAAGACUACAAAUUGCUUGCUGGUUUCUGAGAGAAAAAGCUCCAGGUUUUGCAUAAAACUCUUUAGAGCUGCUCUUCCCCAUGUUUUCCAGCCACUUUAUAGUCUUCCACAGAUUUUUUUCUCCAUGACUGUUUCAGAGGCCCUCAUUUCUCAGUUGCCAAAGCAGCACAAAUAUUUCCCAGUGCAUUUUUUUCAGCCUUUGCUGGUAAUUUGCAGUGGCCUGGGGGGCUCUUUCUUGCAGGCCCAUGGCGUGAGGUUUGAUGUGUCAGAUCCAACCUGUUUCCUACUUAGAGCAGGGUUGCUUUGCCUUUAAUGUCAGACAGCCAGGGCAUGUUCCAGUGCAGCACGUCUGGAAACCACUGGGCUUUGUGGGGCAGUUAAUUGAAACGUUAAUUGGAGAGGCUACGCUUGUCUGGUUCGUUUAUUUCCAGCCCUGAAGAAUUUACUUUCAGACCUUGCCAGCUCUUUGCCUGCCUCUGUUCUUGGCCUCCCUGUCAGCUGUUCUGCUGCACUACACAAUAUUCCACCAGGUCUGAAGGAGCAUUAAAACAGUUUAGCACCUUCACUCCUAAAGAUUUACAAGAGACAAUCUGUUUCAUGAAGCAGAGGAAAUUGUUUCCAGCAGCCUGAAGGUCUGGACUUGCUGUUUGCUCGGGUUGUUUGGGUUGGUUUGGAGGUUCUUUGGUGCUGUUUGGUUUGUGUAGGAGAUGGCCAGAGAGCAGAUGCAGCAGCUUGUGCAGUGUCAAUGUUUUUCCUCUCUGCUACAGCUCUUAACAAGCUUUGUCUUUCAAGGAAUUUAAAGAGUGAUUUGCCUUCCCAGACUGUAGGUUCUGAUCCAGCAUGCCACAUAUGUGUGUGGGAAUAAAAGUCUGCAAGCCUAACCUCUGAUGUUCAUGGUCACACACGUACUGAAAAAAGGCUUUAAUGUUUUUUAAAUACUUCUUAAGAACAGAUGGAGGUAAAUAGCCAAUAAGAAUACACUUAACUACAGAUAGAAAUACUUGAAGAUGUUGAGUGAGAAUUCUUUCCUAACAGAUUCUUAAGAAUUGUUAAUUGUGGCUUUUGUACAGAUUUAUAGUAAUUUUCUUAUUUAAUGAAAUUUUCAUUGUGAAUAUGUGCUCAAUUGGGGCAUAGAUCCUAUAUCUUGUUAUGGUUUUGUGUUUAAUGAGAUUUCACUCUGAGCCCCAGCCUGGAGUGAGUGCUCAAACCAACCCUUCCCCUCUCCUAGCAGGUUUACUUUUGGCUGUAGGUGUGUGUGGUGAGUUCACAAGGUGUUUGCCAGCACUCAGAGCUGUAUCACAGAGUCUGUUCUGUUAAUUCCCCUAUUAAAGCAUGACUUCAAUGCA